AUGUCGUCCAUGGACCUGGAAAAGUUGAAGAUGACGGGGGCAGGCCGGGCAAUAGCGGUGCUCACAAGCGGCGGGGACGCACAAGGGAUGAAUGCUGCUGUGCGAGCUGUCACCAGAAUGGGCAUUUAUGUUGGUGCCAAGGUCUAUCUGAUAUAUGAGGGAUACCAGGGGCUGGUGGACGGGGAAGAUAACAUUAAACUGGCACACUGGCAUAGUGUGACUAACAUUAUCCAGCUGGGCGGAACGAUAAUUGGCAGCGCGCGUUGCAAGGCGUUCACGACCCGCCAAGGAAGAUUGGCAGCCGCCUCCAACCUGGUCAAACGGGGCAUCACUAACCUAUGCGUGUGCGGCGGCGACGGCAGCCUCACCGGAGCCAACAUCUUCCGGGACGAGUGGAGCAGCCUGCUGGAAGAGCUCGUCCAGAGUGGGAAGAUCACAGAGGCACUGGCGAAGCAGCACAGCAAUCUCAACAUUGUGGGUUUGGUGGGAUCUAUAGACAAUGACUUCUGUGGCACCGACAUGACGAUCGGAGCUGAUUCUGCUUUGCACCGCAUCAUGGAGAUCAUUGACGCUAUCAUGACUACUGCACAAAGCCACCAGCGCACAUUUGUUUUGGAGGUCAUGGGGCGUCACUGUGGCUAUCUUGCAUUGGUGUCUGCGCUAGCAUCUGGUGCUGAUUGGCUAUUCAUUCCCGAGGCUCCACCCAAGGAUAACUGGGAGGAUCGCAUGUGUGACCGUCUUGAGGCGAGUCGUAACAAGGGGUCCAGACUGAACAUUAUAAUUGUUGCUGAAGGUGCUAUUGACAUGCACGGAAAGCCCAUCUCCUCCACAUAUCUUAAAGAUCUGGUGGUUAAGAGGUUGGGCUACGACACCCGAAUCACCGUACUCGGUCACGUCCAGCGAGGAGGAACUCCCUCAGCGUUUGACAGGAUUCUUAGCACCAAGCUAGGUGUGGAGGCGGUCGUCACCCUGAUGGAGGCGUCUCCCGACACUCCCGCCUGCGUCAUCGGACUGUCUGGCAACAAGGCUGUCCGUCUGCCUCUCAAGGAGUGUGUGGAAAUGACAAAGUUGGUGCAGACGGCCAUGAAUGAGAGGAGGUUCGAUGAGGCUGUUAAACUACGUGGAGGGAGUUUUGAAAACAACUGGAAUAUUUAUAAACUUCUUGCCUUUCAGAAGCCUGCCCAGGCCAAGAGCAACUUUUCCUUAGCCAUUCUGAACGUGGGCGCCCCAGCAGCGGGCAUGAACGCGGCUGUGAGGUCAGCCGUUCGAUUAGCCAUCGCGCACGGGCACAAGGUCUACGCCGUGCACAAUGGCUUCCAGGGCUUCGCCGACGGUGACGUGUUUGAGAUGCAGUGGCACAAUGUGGCGGGAUGGACGGGCCAAGGCGGCUCGCUGUUAGGUACAAAGAGAACCCUUCCCAGCAAACACAUGGAGAAGAUUGUGGAGAAUAUUGGCAAGUUCAACAUCUCAGCUCUGCUUGUCAUUGGAGGAUUUGAGGCCUAUAGAGGUGUGCUGGAGCUCUUCGAAGCCCGAGGUCACUACGACGAGCUUUGCAUCCCCAUGUGCGUGAUUCCCGCCACCAUUAGCAACAACGUCCCUGGAACAGACUUCAGUCUCGGGGCCGACACGGCCGUCAAUGCUGCCAUGGAGGGCUGUGACAAGAUAAAGCAGUCAGCUUCAGGGACAAAGAGGCGCGUGUUUGUAGUGGAAACAAUGGGGGGCUACUGCGGUUACCUAGCGACCAGCACCGGAAUUGCCGUGGGCGCCGACGCGGCCUACAUCUUUGAGGACCCCUUCAACAUCCACGACCUGAAGACUAAUGUGGAACAUCUCACUGAGAAAAUGAAGAAGGACAUCCAGCGGGGGCUUGUGUUGAGGAAUGAAAAAUGCCACGAGCACUACACUACGGAUUUCCUCCACAAGCUGUAUUCUGCUGAAGGGAAGGGAAUUUUUGACUGUCGGGUUAACGUGCUGGGGCAUCUCCAACAGGGAGGGGUGCCAUCUCCAUUUGACAGAAAUUAUGGAACCAAACUGGGAGUGAAGGCCAUCCAGUGGAUAAGUGAAAAGCUGACGGAAAACUACCGACAAGGUCGUGUGUUCGCCAACUCUGCUGACUCGGCGUGUGUCCUGGGCCUCCAGAGAAAGGUGGUUUCGUUCAGCCCUCUGACCCAACUCAAGGAGGUCACUGACUUUGAGCACCGCAUGCCUAAAGUCCAGUGGUGGUUCAACCUGCGGCCCAUGCAAAAAAUGUUGGCCAAGUAUCAGACCAGUUUCUGUGAGUACGUCCCAGGAGAGAUCGAACAUGUCACCCGUCGCUCGCUCAGCAUCGACUCUGGCUUCUAA
This is a messenger RNA of Nerophis lumbriciformis (worm pipefish), 2343 nucleotides long. The record is from RefSeq and is a predicted model, not a curated record. NCBI's taxonomy places the organism in Eukaryota, Metazoa, Chordata, Actinopteri, Syngnathiformes, Syngnathidae.